Syngnathoides biaculeatus (alligator pipefish) is the source of this 2355-nucleotide messenger RNA. RefSeq names its product protocadherin alpha-6-like. The record is from RefSeq and is a predicted model, not a curated record. NCBI's taxonomy places the organism in Eukaryota, Metazoa, Chordata, Actinopteri, Syngnathiformes, Syngnathidae. Gene Ontology annotation, biological process: homophilic cell-cell adhesion. Gene Ontology annotation, cellular component: plasma membrane. Gene Ontology annotation, molecular function: calcium ion binding. The transcript has a single exon. Bases 1 to 2355 code for a protein of 784 amino acids.
AUGGGACAAAGAGGACACACGCGGCGGCUCUGCUGCGUGCUCGCUGUGCUCGCUGUGCUCGUGUGGGGUGUCGCCUCGGCGCAGUUGAGAUAUUCCGUCCCGGAAGAGGUCGGGAAAGGAACGGUCGUCGGGAAUGUUGCAAAAGAUUUGGGAAUAGACAGGAGCACGUUGAAGGAACGCAAAUAUCGGAUUGUUUCGAGCGAGCGGGAGCCUCCGUUCAGCCUGGGAGAGAAUGACGGCAUCCUGUACGUGAGCAGGAGCAUUGACCGGGAGGAGGUAUGCGAGAGAACCACUGCUUGUGUAAUUAAUGUCAAAACGGUGCUGGAAAACCCGCUGGAGGUGCACUACGUCAGCGUGGAGGUGCUGGACGUGAAUGACCAUUCUCCCACUUUCCCCGUGGAAAUCAAGACUUUGGACAUUCCCGAGUCUGCGCCACCUGGAACGCGGAUUCCACUGAAGGCCGCGAGAGAUCCCGACACCGGGUCGCUGUCCGUUCACAACUACAAACUCAGCGCCAAUGACCAUUUCCGUCUGGAAAUUAAAGAUAAAGGAGACGAUGAAAAAAUUCCAAUCUUGAUUGUACAAAAGUCUUUGGACAGGGAGGCGGCCCCAAGUCAUUCGUUAGUGUUGACUGCGCUGGAUGGAGGAAAGCCUCCCAAAACGGGCGACAUUAAUAUUGUCAUAAAUUUGUUGGAUGUCAACGAUAACGCGCCCGUUUUUUCUUCAGAUGGAUAUUCUGUGGCAAUUGAUGAAAAUGCGCCUGUGGGCACAACCGUUGUUCAAGUAAAUGCAACCGACUCAGACGAAGGCACAAAUGGAGAAGUUGUUUAUUCUUUUAGUAAUAGUGUAAAUCAUCGAUUGUUAACUCUUUUUGAAAUUAAUCAUUUAACAGGAGCAAUAACUCUAAAAGAAAUUAUUGACUUUGAGGAAAAAGAAAAAUAUGAACUUGAAGUUCAAGCGUCAGAUAAAGGUUCUGUUCCACUAACAACAGAAAAAAGUGUCAUCAUCAAGGUUGUUGAUGUGAACGACAAUGCACCUGAGAUCGAAGUCACGUCAUUCUCCAGCUCCAUUCCGGAAGAUUCCAGACUAGGAACCACAGUUGCUCUCAUCAGUGUCAACGACUUGGAUUCUGGCCCGAACGGGAAAGUCAUUUGCUCCAUAAGCCAGGAUCUUCCUUUUGCCUUGUCACCGUCAUUACAAGACAAAAUGUAUGCUUUAGUGACCAAAUCCCCCCUGGACCGGGAGAAAAGGUCCACGUACGACAUAUCGGUGGUUGCCAGAGACGCCGGACGACCCGCACUCUCGUCCGAGAAGACGAUAAGCGUUUACGUUUCAGAUGUCAACGACAACAGGCCCGAGUUUGCCUUCAGUCCUUACACUUUCUACGUCGCCGAGGGCAACAAAGCGGGCGCCUCCGUCUUUUCCGUCCAAGCUUCUGACCGCGACGAUGGCGAGAACGCUGCCAUCACAUACCGGAUUCUCAGAGAAGGGAGAGAAGAAAAUAAGCCGUCUUCGUUUCUGAGUAUAAAUAGCCAAAGCGGAGAAGUGACAGCGCUGAAAAGUUUUGACUUUGAGGCGCUGAAAAGCUUCCAGUUCCAGGUGUCGGCCACGGACGGCGGAAGUCCUCCGCUGAGCGGCAACGUGACGGUCAAGGUGUUCAUUCUGGAUCAGAACGACAACGCUCCGGUCAUCGUGUAUCCGCUCAGCUCCAACGGUUCCGCCCAAGGCGCGGAGGAGAUUCCCCGCAAUAGCAAAGCGGGAGACUUGGUGACCCGAGUCCGAGCCUACGACGCCGAUACGGGAUAUAACGGCUGGUUACUGUUUUCGCUGCAUCCGCCUGGCGAGCGCGCUCUCUUUUCUUUGGACCGCUACACGGGCCAGAUCAGAACUCUUCGCUCCUUCACGGAGACGGACGGGGCCGAGCAUCGACUGCUGGUACUGGUCAAAGACAACGGCGACGUUUCGCUGUCGGCGACGGCUACCGUCACCGUCAAACUGGCGGAGCCCAAAGAGGCUUUCGCCGCUUCCGACCACGUCCAAAGUGCGGCCGAAGCGGACCGCAGCGAGGACCGGCUGACUUUUUAUCUGGCGCUGACUUUGGGCUCGGUCUCGCUGCUUUUGGUCAUCAGCGUGGUGGUGCUGAUCGCCAUGCGCUGCUCCAAAUCCACAGAGUACACUUCCAAAUAUCUCCAAGACCCCCAUUAUGACGGCACGCUGUGUCACAGCAUCCAGUACCGAUCCGGGGACAAACGCUACAUGCUCGUCGGACCCAGGAUGAGUAUCGGUUCCACCAUCGUGCCGGGCAGCCGCGCUAACACGCUGUUGAUGUCCGACGCCGCAGGGGAGGUAAGAUGA